This is a messenger RNA of Antrostomus carolinensis (chuck-will's-widow), 6813 nucleotides long. It is a transcript of the gene DOCK3, whose product is annotated as dedicator of cytokinesis 3. The record is from RefSeq and is a predicted model, not a curated record. The coding region runs from base 1 to 6408 and encodes 2135 amino acids. Gene Ontology annotation, molecular function: guanyl-nucleotide exchange factor activity; small GTPase binding; GTPase activator activity. The transcript has 56 exons. Gene Ontology annotation, biological process: small GTPase-mediated signal transduction. Gene Ontology annotation, cellular component: cytoplasm; plasma membrane. Lineage: Eukaryota; Metazoa; Chordata; Aves; Caprimulgiformes; Caprimulgidae.
AUGACUCUUGUAAGAAAUGAUGGAGACUUGUUGAUUGAUGGACAGUUUGUAGAUGAUCAUAAGCUUAAAGAAUUUCUCUAUGGGAAGGUCAGAAUGAUAUGCAGCUUCCGAGGAACUGUACCGCAAGGCUUGGUCCUGGAACUAGGUGAAACUGUCCAGAUCCUAGAGAAAUGUGAAGGUUGGUACAGGGGUGUUUCCAUUAAGAAGCCAAAUGUAAAGGGGAUUUUUCCUGCAAACUAUAUUCACUUGAAAAAGGCAAUCGUCAGUAACAGAGGGCAAUAUGAAACAGUUGUUCCACUUGAAGAUUCUGUUGUGACUGAAGUCACAGCAACGCUGCAGGAAUGGGCUGUCCUCUGGAAACAGCUGUAUGUGAAACAUAAGGUAGAUCUUUUCUACAAACUGCGCCAUGUGAUGAAUGAACUCAUUGACCUACGUAGACAGCUGCUGUCAGGUCACUUGACACAGGAUCAGGUGCGAGAGGUCAAGAGACACCUCACAGUGAGGCUGGACUGGGGCAAUGAACAUUUGGGCCUAGAUUUAGUUCCUCGGAAGGACUUUGAGGUUGUGGAUUCAGAUCAGAUCAGUGUUUCAGAUCUUUAUAAAAUGCAUUUGUCAAGUAGACACAGUGUCCAGCAGAGCACGUCACAGGUGGAUACAAUUCGUCAGCGUCAUGGGGAAGCUUGCCGUAUGCCAGUGCCUCAUCACUUCUUCCUCAGUCUAAAGAGCUUCACCUACAAUACAAUUGGAGAAGACACAGAUGUCUUUUUUUCUUUGUACGAUGUUCGAGAAGGCAAGCAGAUCAGUGAGAGAUUUAUGGUGAGGUUAAACAAGAACGGAGGCCCCAGGAAUCCGGAGAAGAUAGAUCGAAUGUGUGCGCUUUUCACAGAUCUCAGCAGCAAGGACAUGAAGAGAGAUUUGUACAUAGUUGCCCAUGUAAUUCGAAUAGGUCGCAUGUUGCUAAAUGAUUCAAAAAAAGGGCCCCCUCAUUUACACUAUCGCCGCCCCUAUGGCUGUGCAGUAUUGAGCAUCAUGGAUGUACUUCAGUCAAUCUCUGAAAUAAAAGAAGAGAAGGAUUUUGUUCUCAAAGUUUACACGUGUAACAAUGAAAAUGAAUGGUGCCAGAUCCAUGAGAAUAUUAUUCGCAAGUCCAGCACUAAAUACACAGCACCCAGCUCAAACUAUGGACUUAUAAUAUCUCUUCAGCUUCUUCGUGGCGAUAUGGAGCAGAUUCGAAGGGAAAACCCCAUGAUCUUUAACAGAGGCGUUUCUGUUACCAGGAAGCUGGGUUUCCCUGAUGUUAUAAUGCCAGAGAUGAAGAUAGUUGGGUGUGAUAUCCGCAACGACUUGUACCUGACGUUAGAAAAGGGAGACUUCGAAAGAGGGGGGAAGAGUGUGCAGAAGAACAUUGAGGUGACCAUGUACGUGCUCUAUGCAGAUGGAGAAAUCUUGAAGGACUGCAUCAGCCUGGGCUCAGGAGAGCCAAGCAGGAGCGCGUACCACUCGUUUGUCCUUUACCACAAUAACAGCCCUCGAUGGGGGGAAAUCAUCAAGUUGCCCAUCCCUAUAGACAGGUUCCGUGGGUCUCACCUCCGGUUUGAGUUCAGACAUUGCUCCACAAAAGACAAGGGAGAAAAGAAGCUCUUUGGUUUUGCAUUCACUCCAUUGAUGAGGGAUGACGGCACUACCUUGUCGGAUGAUAUCCAUGAGCUUUAUGUUUAUAAGUGUGAUGAGAACAGCACGUUUAACAAUCACGCGCUGUACCUGGGGCUGCCUUGCUGCAAAGAGGACUACAAUGGUUGCCCCAACAUCCCUUCCAGCCUCAUCUUCCAGCGCAGCACCAAAGAGACCUUUUCCGUCUCCACACAGCUUUCUUCUACCAAACUGACCCAGAAUGUGGAUUUGCUUGCCCUUCUGAAAUGGAAAGCUUACCCAGAUCGUGUGAUGGAUAUUCUAGGAAGACUGAGACAUGUCAGUGGCGAGGAAAUUGUUAAGUUCCUACAAGACAUUCUCGACACGCUGUUUGUAGUUUUGGAUGACAACACGGAGAAGUACGGCCUGCUGGUCUUCCAGUCUUUGGUAUUCAUCAUAAAUCUGCUGCGUGACAGCAAGUAUUUUCAUUUUCGACCUGUGAUGGACACUUACAUUCAGAAGCACUUUGCAGGAGCUCUCGCUUACAAAGAGCUGAUCCGAUGUUUGAAGUGGUACAUGGACCGUUCAGCUGAGCUUGUACGCCAGGACCACAUCCAGGAAGCAAUGAGAGCCUUGGAAUAUCUUUUCAAGUUCAUUGUCCAAUCUCGGAUCCUUUACUCCAGAGCUACUUGUGGAAUGGAGGAGGAGCAGUUCCGCUCCAGCAUCCAGGAGCUUUUCCAGUCCAUCAGAUUUGUGCUCAGCUUGGACAGCAGGAGCUCUGAGACUCUCAUCUUCACACAGGUUUGCUAUUUUCUACACUAUCUGGCAAACCAAAAGGCUGCUUUGCUGAACUCCUUCCCCGCUAUCUUUGAUGAGCUGUUGCAGAUGUUCACGGUGCAGGAAGUAGCAGAGUUCGUGAGGGGCACGCUGGGCAGCAUGCCCAGUACAGUACACAUCGGGCAGUCCAUGGAUGUUGUUAAGCUACAGUCUAUCGCACGCACUGUUGACAGCCGCCUGUUCUCUUUCUCAGAGUCCCGGCGCAUCCUGCUGCCUGUAGUUCUUCACCACAUUCACCUUCACCUACGACAGCAGAAGGAGCUACUUAUCUGCUCUGGGAUCCUCAGUAGUAUCUUCUCCAUAAUCAAGACCAGCUCUUUGGAAGGAGAUGUCGUGGAGGAGGUUGAGAUGAUGGUGGAAAGCCUCCUGGAUGUACUUUUACAAACUCUGCUUACAAUCAUGAGUAAAUCGCAGUCUCAGGAGGCGGUAAGAGGGCAGCGUUGCCCGCAGUGCACAGCAGAAAUCACUGGAGAGUAUGUCUCCUGCCUUUUAUCUUUGCUUCGUCAGAUGUCAGACACUCAUUUCCAGCAUUUACUGGACAACUUCCAAAGCAAGGAUGAACUAAAGGAGUUCCUCCUGAAAAUUUUCUGUGUAUUUCGGAACCUGAUGAAAAUGAGUGUCUUUCCUCGAGACUGGAUGGUGAUGAGGUUGCUUACCAGCAAUAUCAUAGUUACAACAGUUCAGUACCUGUCUUCUGCACUGCAUAAGAAUUUCACGGAAACGGACUUUGAUUUUAAAGUGUGGAACUCGUAUUUCAGCCUGGCAGUUCUGUUUAUAAACCAGCCAAGUCUCCAACUAGAAAAUGCUACACCAGCUAAGAGGAAGAAGAUUCUGGAUAAAUAUGGCGAUAUGAGAGUGAUGAUGGCAUAUGAGCUCUUCAGCAUGUGGCAGAACCUGGGUGAGCAUAAGAUUCACUUUAUUCCGGGAAUGAUUGGCCCCUUUCUUGGUGUUACACUUGUUCCACAACCAGAAGUCCGGAAUAUCAUGAUCCCCAUCUUCCAUGACAUGAUGGACUGGGAGCAGAGAAAGAAUGGCAACUUCAAACAGGUGGAAGCUGAGUUGAUCGAUAAGCUGGACAGCCUGGUAUCUGAAGGAAAAGGUGAUGAGAACUACAGGGAACUCUUCAGCCUGCUAACCCAGCUCUUUGGGCCUUAUCCCAGUUUGCUGGAGAAGAUUGAGCAGGAAACAUGGCGGGAGACUGGAAUCUCUUUUGUUACAUCAGUUACUCGUCUCAUGGAGCGUCUACUUGACUAUAGGGACUGUAUGAAAGGAGAUGAAACAGAAAACAAGAAAAUUGGCUGCACUGUUAACCUUAUGAAUUUCUAUAAGUCUGAAAUUAACAAAGAAGAGAUGUACAUCCGCUAUAUCCACAAGCUCUGUGACAUGCACUUACAGGCUGAGAACUAUACAGAGGCUGCAUUUACUUUGCUUUUGUACUGUGAGUUGCUUCAGUGGGAGGACAGACCUCUGAGAGAGUUCCUGCAUUACCCAUCUCAGUCAGAGUGGCAACGUAAGGAAGGUCUGUGCCGUAAGAUUAUCCAUUACUUCAACAAAGGGAAGAGCUGGGAGUUUGGAAUCCCACUGUGCAGAGAACUGGCCAUGCAGUAUGAAAGUCUCUAUGAUUAUCAGAGCCUCAGCUGGAUUCGGAAAAUGGAAGCUACCUAUUAUGAUAAUAUAAUGGAACAGCAGCGCUUAGAACCUGAGUUCUUCAGAGUUGGUUUUUAUGGUCGGAAAUUCCCGUUUUUCCUGCGGAACAAAGAAUAUGUAUGUCGGGGCCACGACUAUGAGAGGCUGGAAGCCUUCCAGCAGCGGAUGCUGAGUGAGUUCCCACAAGCCAUUGCAAUGCAGCAUCCAAACCAUCCAGAUGACUCUAUAUUGCAGUGCGAUGCCCAGUAUUUACAGAUCUAUGCAGUGACUCCCAUCCCAGACAAUAUAGAUGUGCUUCAAAUGGACCGUGUCCCUGAUCGCAUAAAGAGCUUUUACCGAGUCAACAACAUCCGGAAAUUCCGCUAUGACAGACCUUUUCACAAAGGCCCAAAGGACAAGGAGAAUGAAUUUAAGAGCUUGUGGAUUGAACGUACCACUCUGACCUUGACUCACAGUUUGCCCGGGAUCUCUCGUUGGUUUGAAGUGGAGAGAAGAGAACUGGUUGAAGUAAGUCCUUUGGAAAAUGCCAUUCAAGUGGUUGAGAACAAAAACCAGGAGCUGAGAACACUGAUAAGCCAGUACCAGCAUAAACAAAUGCAUGGUAACAUUAAUCUUCUCAGCAUGUGUCUGAAUGGAGUGAUUGAUGCAGCUGUUAACGGGGGAAUUGCACGGUACCAGGAGGCCUUUUUUGAUAAAGAUUAUAUCACAAAGCACCCUGGAGAUGCAGAGAAGAUCACACAGCUCAAGGAACUGAUGCAGGAACAGGUGCACGUCUUAGGAGUGGGUCUGGCAGUCCAUGAGAAAUUUGUACACCCAGAAAUGCGUCCACUGCAUAAGAAACUGAUAGACCAGUUCCAGAUGAUGCGAUCCAGUCUGUAUCAUGAGUUACCUGGUUUGGAUAAGCUGAGUCCAGCCUGUUCAGGCAAUAGUACACCACGCAGCAAUGUUCUGGUUUCGCAUGGACCUAUGAGCCCAGAGAGCAUAAAGCUGGUGCAUCGACACAGCCCACUGAACUUGCUUGGUUCAGUCCGACACUCAUCCUCCUCUCUGUCGUCCCACACCUCCAGUGAAACAGGCAACCUGGUGAUCCUAACGGACAGUUCUGUGGGGGAGACUGCUGAGGAUAUGUACCACAUGCAGGCUAGCCCUUCCACCUCAAGCCUGAGCUCUACUCACUCGGCACCAUCCCAGAUGAUUAACUCUGCCCCUUCCAGUGCUCGAGUGCUGGUGAAAGGUGCUGGAUUGACAACACUGGAGGCUGAAGCCCUCUAUUUAUCCACAGAACAGAUACAGCAUGGGCGGCAGCCGUGCAAGCUUCCCCACGCUGCCCCCACCAAUGUGCCUCAUCUCUGUCCUGGAGGGACCACCUCUAGAGGCUCUCCCUCUCUACCAGAUAAGUACCGCCACUCUCGGGAGAUGAUGAUGUUGCUGCCCGCCCAUCGGGACCGACCGAGCAGCGCCAUGUAUCCCGCAGCUAUCAUGGAGAACGGACAGCCUCCAAAUUUCCAGCGCGCCUUCCUCCAGCAAAUGAUCGGACCAUGCAAACCCUGCAGUGACCCCAACCUGUCUGUGGCUGAGAAAGCUGUGCCAGCAGCACCCAGUAGCUGGAGCCUAGACAGCGGAACCAGAGAGGCCCUGCCAUUCCUGUCUGCCCACGUUGGGAGCAUCUUGGCCCCACCAGUACCUCCCCGAAGCCUGCCCCAUGGACACUACUCACUGCACUUUGAUGCCUUCCAUCACCAGCUCAGUGAUGCUCCUCCGGCACUGCCUGCACGAACGUUGCGCAAGUCCCCUCUUCAUCCUAUCCCUGCAUCACCCACCAGUCCGCAGUCUGGUCUAGAUGGAAGUAACUCCACCUUAUCCGGCAGUGCCAGCAGCGGUGUCUCUUCCUUGAGCGAGAGUAAUUUUGGACAUUCUUCUGAACCACCCCCUCGCACAGACACCAUGGAUUCGGUCCCCAGCCAGGCCUGGAACACUGAUGAAGAUCUAGAGACACCCUACCUCCCUGUCAGGUACAGUCUCUCUGAGCCUGAUGUCCUAGAGUCGCUCAAAUCCCAGCCAUGCCGAAGCCACUCUGCUCCAUCUGGAGUCAUUCCUCAGGACACCAUGGACCCUCCUGCUCUACCCCCAAAACCUUACCACUCCCGGCUGCCAAACAUGGAGAACGAGGAGGGGAUGAUAAUUGAAGAUGACGACAAACACCGCCCAUUGCAUCGUAAAGUGUCCCAGCCAGUGAGUGGUGGAAAGGAGGAGCAGGCCAGGGUCGCGUGGGAGCAUGGCAUCAGUGAGCAGUAGGGACAACUCCUCGCACGUGGCUUGCAUCAUCAUUCCAGGUCUGACUACAAAGGAGAGAGAUAAGGACUCGGAGAACAGCAAACCGAUUUUCUACUGCUGCAAGUUUGUGUCUGGAGCCCACAAAAGGAAUUGGGCCAGCAUGGGAGGUUGCUGCUUUCCUUUUUUAAUUUCUUUUUAAACCUUUCCGUUAUGUUUUUUAACUUUCUGUGCAGUGGACAGUUUAUUCCUUCUGCAGUUUCUUAACCACAUCAAAUGGCACACAAGCCAUCGAAACUUGCAGAAGCUGAAAAAACACGAUUUUAAGCGGAGGGGGAAAAGGGGGGGGGAAUGUGGCAAGUUGAUUUUGAAACUGCUUUCCUCCCAGUUCUGAGACGCACAUAAGUAGAAGCAGUUGCACUAGGGACA